CCUUAGACGCCUUAGACAGUUACAUAUUACUACGCCAAGGGGAGGUUAAGUCCGAAAGCUUCGGAAUCGGAAUUUCGGACUCGGCAUCCUCAGAAUGCUGUGACCGCCGCGUUAUUCAUUUGCGUUAGGAACGUCGGUGAAUGCUCGUAGAAAAAUGUAUUUGAAAUCUAUGGUGCUUGACGGAUUCAAAUCUUAUGGCAAUCGAACAGAGAUAAACGGAUUCGACCGGGAAUUCAAUGCUAUAACUGGAUUAAAUGGUAGCGGAAAAUCCAACAUCCUUGAUGCUAUUUGCUUUGUUCUGGGCAUAAGUAAUUUGAUGCAGGUACGUGCUGGAAGCCUACAAGAGCUGGUGUACAAAGGAGGUCAGGCUGGCAUUACCAAGGCAAGUGUGACCCUGACGUUUGACAAUCAUGACAGGACACAGAGUCCACUUGGUUAUGAAGAGUUUGAAGAGAUAACAGUUACCAGACAGAUUGUGACUGGAGGCAAGAACAAGUAUCUUAUCAAUGGUUCAAAUGUGCAGACCAAUCGAGUAAGGGAUCUGUUCUGUUCAGUUCAACUCAAUGUGAACAAUCCACAUUUCCUUAAAAUGCAAGGACGCAUCACAAAGGUGCUCAAUAUGAAACCGCCAGAGAUUCUUGCCAUGAUUGAGGAAGCUGCAGGUACUAGAAUGUAUGAAUGUAAGAAACAACAAGCCCAGAAGACAAUUGAGAAAAAGGAUGCAAAAUUGAUUGAAUUAAAUGCGGUUAUAAAUGAAGAAAUUAAUCCAAAACUGCAAAAAAUGCAUGAUGAACGAUCGCGAUACCUAGAAUACCAGAAGGUGCAACGAGAACUGGAAUAUCAUACCAGAUUUCAUAUAGCAUGGCAGUACUACUCUGCGCAGGAGGUUAGAGGAAAGACUAAAGAAAGGCUUGAAGAUGUUCACAGGAAUGUUCAAGACAUCAAACAGAAGAUAAAGGAUGGAGAGAAAGAAAUUCAGGAUCUGGACCAGCAAACAGUAGACCUGAAGGAAAAAAAGAAUAUGGAGGGUGGCAGUAAAUUGCAGGCUCUGGAGAUGGAAUUAAAGGCAAAGGAAAAGGAAGAAGCUGAAGUUGUUGCUGCACAUAAGGCAAACCAUGAUAGUGUAGUGUCUGAGGAGAAGAAGAAGAAACAACUGGAGCAGAGUUUACGUGUGGACGAAGCUUCAUUGUCAGUCAAGGAAGCUGAGCUGCAGAAGGUGCAGGAGCACUUCCAUGAGUUAAAAGAUAGAGACACGGCUGAUGCAGCAGCUCUUGCAACUGCACAGCGAAAGUUUCAGAAUCUCAGCACUGGACUAAUGACUGAUGGUGAUGGGGGAGACUCAACUCUACAAGAUCAGCUCAUGGCUGCUAAGCAGGAGGAGGCACAGGCACAAACGGAAGUUAAACAGUCUCAGAUGCAGUUGCAGCACUAUCAGAAAGAGCUGAGAGAAAAACAGCAGGAGCUGGAACAAACUGCAACAGAGUAUGAGAAGGAUAGAAGGAAUCUUGAGAACAUGGAGAAGGAACAUGCCAAUAUGGAGACUCAGUUGCAGAAAAUCCAGUAUGAAGAUGGUCACAUUGAACAGCUUCAGGAUGAGCGCCAGCAGCUCUUAUCUGAAAUACGAAAGCUGAAAGAAAAAAUUGAUACAUUUGAGGCAAGGUAUCCACAUUUGAACUUUCAAUAUCAUGAUCCAGAACAUAAUUUCAAACGUUCAGCUGUCAAGGGUUUGAUUUGCAAACUGUUCAAGUUGAAAGAGAAACAUGCAGCCACUGCCCUUGAAGUUGCAGGUGGUGAAAGGCUAUUUAACGUAAUUGUAGACACAGAAGUAACAGCAAAAAAGUUGUUGCAAAAAGGACAACUGCAACGCCGUACCACAAUUAUUCCUCUCAAUAAGAUUGUUGGACACAGCUUGGACCAGAGUACAGUCAGACUUGCACAACAGCUGGUUGGUAAAGAAAAUGUGCACACGGCAUUGUCUCUUAUUGAAUAUGACCCUGCAAUUCAUCCAGCAAUGCAGUGGGUCUUUGGUCAGAUGUUUAUAUGCAAAGACAUGGAAACUGCAAAGAAAAUAGCUUUUCAUGAACGAAUCUUGAAGAAGUCUGUCACCUUGGAUGGAGAUGUGUUCGAUCCAUCAGGAACUUUAUCUGGUGGUGCACGUAAAAAAGGUACACCUUUGCUGGAGCUGCUGGAAGAUGUUUACAAAACACAAGAAGAACUGAACAGCAAAGAACAAAGGGUAGCCGAAAUUGAUAAUAAGAUCAAAAAUCUUACCAGAGUAGCAGAGAGGUAUAGGCAACUGAAAGGGGAAUUGGAGCUCAUGACAUAUAAGGUGGAGCUGGUUAGGAGGAAACUUCAGCAAACAGUUCACCACCAGCACCAAGAGGAAGUAGAUGGUCUUAAGGCAAAGAUUGUGGAGCUUGAAGAAAAUGUGAACCAUUGUAAGCAAGUCCAGAUUGUUAGUAGCAAGAAAGCAAAGGAACUGGAAAAUAAGUUAAAGGAUGCCAAGUCAAUUCAAGAAAAAGCGCUGAAAAAUGCUGAAAAUGAGAUGAAGGAACUAAAAAGGAAAUCAGAAGAAAGUCGGUCAAAGUGGAAACAGAGAGAACAGGAGUUUGAAACCUUGAAUCUGGAGAUAAAUGAAUUGAAAGCUUCAAUCGAAACGGGCCAUGCUCAAAUUCAGGCUUCCAAAGGGGCUAUAGUCCAAUUGACUGAACAAGGUGGGAAGUUACAGGAGCAGGUAGCGGAAGCCAAGGCCAGUGUUCAGAAAUUUAUGAGUGAAGUGAAGGCACAGAAGGGAACUUUCACUGCAAUAACUAAAGAAAUUCAACAAAUAGAACAAAGGAAAGAGAAAAUCAUCAAAGACAAUGGUGACUUUGAGCUGGAAAUUAAGAAACUUGAACAUGAAGCUGCCAAAAUUCAGGCUGAUUCUAAAGAAUGUAAUUCAAAGGUUUCUGCCCUGGAACACAAAUAUUCUUGGAUUAAAGAAGAGAAGCGGUAUUUUGGUAAUCCAGGUGGAAAUUAUGACUUCAAAGAAAAGGAUCCUCGUGAGAUUGGGAAGCACAUUGUAAAGCUUCAGGAAAAGAGCGAGAAACUUGGUCGCAAUAUUGAUACACGGGCCAUGAAUCUCCUUGGCAAAGAAGAAGAACAGUAUGCUGAUUUAAUGAAACGGAAAAGGACUGUGGAGGCUGACAAAGUUAAAAUUAUUACUGUUAUCAAAGAGCUGGACCGAAAGAAAAAGGAGGCUGUCCGCAAAGCAUGGGAGCAGGUUAAUAAGGAUUUUGGUUCAAUCUUCAGCACUCUUCUUCCAGGAGCUCAGGGGUGUCUUCAGCCCCCUGAAGGCAUGGAUGUUCUGGAUGGACUGGAGGUGAAAGUUGGCUUCGGUGGAAUUUGGAAGGACAGUCUGGGAGAAUUGAGUGGGGGGCAGAGGUCACUGGUUGCCCUCUCCCUUAUACUUGCUAUGUUGUUGUUUAAGCCAGCUCCAAUAUAUAUCCUUGAUGAAGUUGAUGCUGCAUUAGACUUGUCCCACACGCAGAACAUUGGUAACAUGCUCAGGACUCAUUUCAAACACUCACAGUUUAUCAUUGUAUCUCUGAAAGAUGGGAUGUUCAACAAUGCUAAUGUGCUGUUUCGAACGAAGUUUGUUGAUGGAAUGUCAGUAGUGACCCAAACAGUGCAAAGGAAAUAAUGAUGAGAUACAGAAACUGUUGAAUUUUUCCUUUAAUUUUCUUUUCAAGAAUAUUUGAAUGAGAGUUGAUUAAUGUGUCUGAUACUCUGAUUUUUUCAUAAUAAAUCAGUGGGACCAGUUUUUUUAAUUGAUCUCUUUGUCAUAGAUGUUUCUGAUGUGUUGAACUUCAUCUGUAUAGUAAAAUGGGAACUGAGUGGUGUGUGAAACACAUUGAACUUGUUCCGAAUUCUUUCAUACAUGUAGGCAGCAGUAGCACAGCAAAGAUUGAUAUGUUUAUUAUGUUUCUAAGGAUAUGUGUAUCAAUUAUAUAAGUGUGUUGGAAACAAGAAAUAUGAAAUAGUGCAAAUAAACACCUUUGUCAUCAUUAUCA
This is a messenger RNA of Cryptotermes secundus, 4052 nucleotides long. It is a transcript of the gene SMC2, whose product is annotated as structural maintenance of chromosomes protein 2. Gene Ontology annotation, cellular component: chromosome. NCBI's taxonomy places the organism in Eukaryota, Metazoa, Arthropoda, Insecta, Blattodea, Kalotermitidae. Gene Ontology annotation, molecular function: protein binding; ATP binding; ATP hydrolysis activity. The record is from RefSeq and is a predicted model, not a curated record. Gene Ontology annotation, biological process: chromosome organization. The transcript has 22 exons. The coding region runs from base 155 to 3682 and encodes 1175 amino acids.